Lingula anatina is the source of this 6749-nucleotide messenger RNA. RefSeq names its product extracellular matrix organizing protein FRAS1. The record is from RefSeq and is a predicted model, not a curated record. NCBI's taxonomy places the organism in Eukaryota, Metazoa, Brachiopoda, Lingulata, Lingulida, Lingulidae. Gene Ontology annotation, cellular component: membrane. Gene Ontology annotation, biological process: cell communication; anatomical structure morphogenesis. Gene Ontology annotation, molecular function: protein binding.
AAUCCCGCGAGUUGACUGCAGUGCAAGUUGUACUGAGACUGUGAGAGUGUCUCGUCCGGACUUGAGCAGGAUUUGCGGAAAGCAGGAAAGGAAAUAUCUGCCAAGAAUGUGAGGAUUCUGGCCGUACAACCCCAAUCUUGUGCAAGAUCCAUCAUAGCGAGAUAGUCUGUCAGUUAAGAGCAUGUUGAUGAAUAUGGGCCAGCCAUAGUCUGUACACUGAGGCAGGCUUCAUUACCAUUGACUGCAGCCAACUUCCAACAGGACAGCACAGCGCAGGAGGACACACACAUGGAUUUACUUGACUAGCCUUUGAACCGACCAUAUCAGAUGAGUGGUACAACUGCUUUGUACAAGGGAAUCAGUCAUUUUGAAGGGUGUCCCUGAAAAGUUGGUUAUUACAGAGUUCAAAAGACCUGGUUAAUUCAUGUUGAUUUGAAGCAAUCUUCUAACUGGAUUAUAGCAUUGCAAUGCACUGGCUAAAUUGGAUAAUUGGAUAUGUGAUCUUUGUGAUAGGUCUUCCCCAUGGACAAGGGUCCUGUGUGUUUGAGGGUAUACAAAUUGAGAAUGGUACUGUCUGGAAGUCAGAUAGCUGUCACAUCUGCACAUGCCUCAGCCCUGUCACAGUGUGCGAACAAGUGACAUGUCAGGACCCUAGAUGUAACAUACAGCAGGGAGAAGUAUACAGAAUUCCAUCAGGUAACUGUUGUCCGGAAUGCUUCACACCUGGACCACCAUGUGUGUAUAAAGGACAGACACGGGAGAUUGACUCUAAGUGGCAUGUCAGCCUGUGUGAGAGCUGCCACUGCACAGAGAAAGGCGUGAUAUGUACCAAUGAGACUUGCCCAGCUUUACACUGCAAACAUGGAGAAGAGAAGCAAAGUUUGCCUCAUGUCUGCUGCCCAAAGUGUGUCCCAACAGGAAGCUCUUGUGUGUAUCAAGGUGUUCACUACCUGGACGGUGCUGUCUGGGAGCCAACACCCUGCAUCAGGUGCAGUUGUCAAGAUGGAGAAGUUACAUGUUUCACUGCCCAUUGUCCAGAUCUCAGGUGUGACCAGGGUUCCAGUGUUGUCCAACUUCCGUCCACUUGUUGUCCACAGUGUGUAGAAGACAUGUGUUAUGUGGGAGGAAAGCAAUACAAGUCUGGUGAUGAGUGGCAGGAAGAUAGCUGUACCUACUGCAGGUGUUCCUCAGGCCAUAGUCAGUGCAGGAAGGUACAGUGUGAGGAUACUAUACAGUGUGAACCAGGUGAGAAGAAGCUGCUGAAGCCUGGAGACUGUUGUCCAUCUUGUGUGGCAGAGGAAGCUCCUUGUGUGUACAGUGGAGGGUUAUACUAUCAUGGUGACAUGUGGAAUACAUCACAGUGUGAGUUCUGUACAUGUGACAGAGGGAGAGUGAACUGUCACCAGGCAAGGUGUGAAAGGAGGCAUUGUGAACAGGAUUCACCAUUGUGUUAUACCAAGUACUGCUGUGAUAGUGGUCACCAGUGUGUACAAGAGAAACUCUUGACCACCAAGGGAACUGUUACCGUUCUUCCUGCUGGGUUUGUCAACAGGCUGUCCCAAGACUGGCCAUCUGAUACUUCUGUCAGGGUGAUUGAAGAGCCAAGACACGGCAGUAUGGUGAGUCAGAUGUAUGGGCCAGCCAGUACCUUCACUGUGUCCUCUCUGAGGUCUGGGGAUAUAAUGUACAGACAUGAUGGAGGAGAGGCUCUGUAUGACUCUGUCCUACUCCAGAUAUCUGAUGGAAGGAAAGUGAAGAAUGAACUCCUGGAGAUAGAAGUCCAGUCCAAGGGUAAAAGUGUCCCAGUAAUGGAGGUUAAUAUGGGAGCAAAGGUAGAGAUGGGUAAAAUGGUCCUACUGACCAAAGACAUGCUGCAUUUUGUGUCCGGAGGAAAGCAGAAAUCCAACUUGAUUUACACCAUAACUGACAAUCCUAAAGAAGGGACAUUGUUGAUGAUAGUCCCCAUCCCACCAGAUGGAGCCAGGAGAGGCUGGAAGGACCGUGGGGAUGGAACUAUGGGUGCUACGAUGUACAGGUUCCUCCAGAGAGAUGUGGAUGAGAAAAGACUCUGGUACCAACACAAGGGUAGAGCCAGUACAGGAAAAGACAGGUUUAUUUUUGAGGUGUCUGAGGGGACUAAUUCUCCCAACAUUCUGAGAAACCAGGUUUUCCACAUCUCAGUCUCGAUGCCCCAGGGUGAUGCUCCCAGCACUGCCCCCACUGUGGCACCUGGGGUGGACCUUAGUAUGAAGGUGUUUGAGAACCAGCUGGUACCCAUCAUGAGUGCCCACCUUGCCUUUGAGAACAUUGACUCUGAUGACAGGGACAUAGUUUAUACCAUAACCAGACCUCUGCAGUCCACACAGGGUUCUGUAGAACACAUCAGGGAACCCUUCCAGCCAGUGUUCAGGUUCACACAAGAAGAUAUCAACAUGAACAAGAUUAUCUACAGACCUCCUAUGACUGAAAUUGGACCAGAGGAGAAGAAAUUCACCUUUGAUUUUAUAGUUCAAGAUAAAACAAGUGGCUUUGCAAUUCCCAAGCAGACAUUCUCUAUCCAUGUGAUGCCAGUCAAUAACAUGCCACCCAGAGUGCUUCAAAAUGAGCCUUCUGUCAAGGUAACCCAGGGUGGCAGCGUUCUUCUUGGCCCUGAUGUGAUUGCAUUAAUAGAUACUGAUACCAGUAUUGAUGACCUUAGUUUGACCUUGACCCAGAAUCCAGUUGCUGGUAAAGUCACGAAGACUUCUAAUGGAAGGAGGAGUGAAUUAGGAAUAGGUGAAGAGAUGACAUAUGCAGAUGUUAAGAACAAUGCAGUCAUGUAUCAACAUGAUGGCUCCAGACGUUUGGAAGACAUGUUGCACUUCAAAGUCAGUGAUGGUGUCCACACUGUGCCAGUUGGUGUAAAGGUGUCUGUGACCAGGGCUGACAGAGCGUCUCCCAUGGCAGACAAGCAGGCUAGCUUUAGUAUGACUUUACCAGAAGGAGAUACAUCAACCAUUGAAAAGAAACAUAUGGCUUUCACAGAUAUAGAUACAAGUGAUGACAAGUUAACAAUCAAGGUUGUCAUGGACCCCAUGCAGGGAACAUUAAAGAGGGGGAGGGAGAUUCUUACAUUGGGAAGCUCAUUUACCCAGCAGGAUAUAAAUGAUGGCAUGAUUAAAUAUACUGCUGCCAGUGAGAUAGGCAGUCGCCCCAUUAACGAGAUCCUGUAUUUCAAUGUGACAGACCCCAAUAACCAUGUCCUGGCCAAUCAGAUUCUGACCAUCACAAUUGAACCAGUCAAUAACCAAGCACCAGUGGUCACUGUGGGACCUGGAGUAGAGGUAGAAGAAGGUGGUCGUGUCCAGUUAACUCCCCAACACCUGAGUGCCAUGGACAUGGACACCCCUGUAUCUUUGCUGACCGUGGUCAUUGAUGCGUUGCCCAGCUUUGGUGUGGUGAAGAAUUCUCUCAGAGGACUCGGUUCAGAGCAUGGGAGGCCAUCAGUGGUCACUACCUUCCCCCUGCAGGACCUGCUGGAUGGUGGGGUAUACUAUGUCCAGACUGACCACAAGAAUAAAGAACCAGUGGCAGAUGGCUUUUUGUUCCAUGUCACUGAUGGCACCAAUGAUUCUCCUUCUCAGAGGUUUAACAUAUCCAUACUGUUGACCAAUGAUGAGUCCCCAGUGAUGGUGACAGAGCAGUUACAUUGUCAAGAAGGUCGUGGCGUGGUAAUGACUAAUGCCACCAUGUAUGUCAUUGACUUUGACAGCGUGCCUGAGGAAUUGCUGUUCACAGUGGAAGCACUGCCACAGCAUGGCAAACUUAGAAGAAAGGAGUACAUACAGGAUAUGAUAUUCUCUGGGCAAGAAUUACAGCAAGGAGCUACAUUCACUUAUGAGGACAUCCUCAAUGAGCUGAUAGGAUACACACAUGAAGGGGGAGAAGUGGAUGGAGAUGAAUUCACUCUGCAGUUAACAGAUGGAAAAUUCACAGACAGGAAAACCAUGAAGGUUGUCAUUGGUCUUGUGAAUGAUGAAACUCCCCGUGUGGUGGUCAAUAGAGGGCUCCAGGUGUCUGCAGGCUCUACCACAGUGAUUGAAAAUAACCUGUUGAAAGCAAGUGAUGUAGAUUCUGAGGACAGCCAGAUCAUUUAUACAAUCACUGAAGAUUUGUCAUCGGGCAAACUGAAGUUAGUUAAAGGCCAGCUGAUAGCAGAAAUUACUAAAGAUGGCCACCAGAGCGGCUUUACACAGUCGGAUAUUGAUGAAGGUCAUAUCCAGUACGUACAUGAUGUCAGUGAACCAGCAGGUCCAACUCUGUUUAAAUUCAGACUAUCAGACCCAGAGGAUAAUGUGUUGAUUGAUCAAAGUUUUGUUAUAACUGUUUUAGAGGAUAGGAUUCCUCCCCAGGUGACAGCCAACAAGGAGUUCAGUGUAAAAGAAGGUGGAGCUGCUAAGAUCACCACACAGUUCUUGUCAGCCACAGACACAGAUUCUGAGCCAGCAAACCUCCUGUUUUCUGUCCUCACUCCACCACAGCUAGGACAUAUUGCCUUAGUAGGAGCCAGGGGAAUGCCAGUGAGUCAGUUUCGCCAGUCAGAUCUAGCAGCAGGUCAGGUACAAUAUGUACAUACCAGCAGCGAAGAAAUCUAUAUGGAUAGCUUUACAUUCUCUGUCACUGAUGGGACAAAUGAUGUGACACAAACCUUCUACUUGACCAUUACCCCUGUUGAUGACUCCCUGCCAGUGGUCAGCGUCCAUGGACUUAAGGUCCAAGAAGGGGUCAGGAAGGUCAUCACAGAGUUUGACCUGAAGGCAGUGGACAAAGACACUAAGGAGGACCACGUAUUCUUCACAGUCAUUCAGCAUCCACGCCACGGUUCGUUAGACCUGCUGUACAAUGGCCAGCAGACACAAGCAACAAGAUUCAGUAUGGCUGAUAUCUACGAAAACCGUGUUAGUUACCAGCAUGAUGGCAGUGAGACACUCCUUGACAGCUUUACUUUCACUACCAGUGAUGGCACCAAUAAUCUCUACAUGAUGCAACAAGACCAACCUGAAGGUGUGCCCUUGUCAAGACCACUGUUGUUUGAGAUAGCUGUAAGUCCAGUAGAUGAUGGCAGUCCUAUCAUAACCACAAACCUGGGCUUACAUUACCUGGAAUAUGUAAAUGGCAAGGCCAUGAAUGCCAUAACAUCCAAGGAGCUGAAAGCAACAGACCUGGACACCCAAGAUAAAGCUUUGAUCUACCAGAUAAAAGAGCCACCACAGUAUGGAAGGAUAGAGAACUCUGCCAACCCAGAUGUACCCAUUUCUUUGUUUUCUCAAGAGGACAUUAACAAUGGGGUUAUACGAUACGUCUUGUUUACGAGCACCAAUGAAACCAAGGACAAGUUCACCUUUGACCUGAUGGACAGCAAGCCAAACAUCGUGAAGGAGCAGGUUUUUCACAUCAGGUGGUCAUAUAUCAACUUUGAAUUGCCAGACAUAAAUAUAACAGAAAGUUCAGGGGUCAUACGUGUGCCAGUCAAAAGGAUCGGAAACCUCAAACAGUACUCGAUAGUGCAAUGUAAAGCCAUCCCAGGAAGUGCCGUGUCCGCAUCUUCAGCCACUGGGAUAGUGAGACCAGGGAUGAAUGAUUAUGAGGCAUUCAUGGGCCAGGUUCAGUUUGAUGAAUGGCAAGACACCAAAACAUGCACCAUUGUCAUUAAUGAUGACUCCAUAUUUGAGGGGCCAGAGACUUUUUAUGUUGAACUCAGUCAACCUGCUUAUGCCUUGUUAGGAACCCCAACAAAAGCUUCCAUAACCAUUUAUGAUUUGGAAGAUGAGCCUGUGGUCCAGUUUGAGAAAGGCCUGUACCAUGUAAAUGAGAGUGAUGGCUUUUUGUAUGCCACUCUCACAAGAUCAGGUGACCUGAGCAGUAGUUCCUCAGUGGUCUGUUCCACGCUGUCUAUGACUGCUAUAGGUAGUGGUGGCAGCAGACUGGAGUCUGGUGCCGAUUUCAAAACCAGACAGCAGACGGAUGCAAACCGGGUCGUCUUCUCUGCUGGGGAGACUGAAGCCUCCUGUGAUGUUCAGAUAAUUGAUGACAGUAAUUAUGAAACUUUGGAACAGUUUGAGAUAGUUCUGUCUGACCCAUCCAUGAUGACAAAAGUUGGACCCAUAUCUAAAGCUAUUGUUAUUAUUGAUGGACCAAACGAUGAAUCUCUGAUCUCAUUCGCUCAUGAGAGUGCUUGGUUUGAUGAAGAUGCAGGUAUUGUUGAGAUUCCAGUGAUUCGUGAUGGUUCAGACUUAUCCCAUAGUUCCAUGGUGUGGUGUGCUACAAAAAUGGUGAACCCACCGUCUGCUACACCUGGACAGGACUACGUCCCAACAUCCAAUCAGAUAACAUUUGGUCCUGGACAGAAUGUACAGGUGUGCAAGCUGACAAUAUUAGAUGAUAAUGCAGAUCCCAGGGUAGAGGGAAAUGAAACUUUUAUUGUGUUCCUGAGUUCUGCAAUGGGCAGCAGUCUGACUGAACCAAUCAGUGCUCUGAUCACUAUUAAUGAUACAGAUCUAGAUAUUCCAACAAUGCAGUUUGAGAAGCUGUCCUAUGUCAUAGAUGAAGAGGAAAAGUUCCUUGACAUUCCUGUCAUCAGGACUGGGGACUUGAGCUACUCUUCCUCUGUCAUCUGCUUCACAAGGCAGAAAACUGCCCAUGUCAUGAUGGACUUCCACGAAAGAACGAAGACGCAAGAUUCUAGGAUCACAUUUUUUCCUGGAGAGCAG